AUGUGCGACGAAGAAGUAGCAGCAUUGGUGGUUGAUAAUGGAUCCGGUAUGUGCAAAGCCGGAUUUGCUGGUGAUGAUGCACCUCGUGCUGUAUUCCCAUCAAUAGUUGGACGACCAAGGCAUCAAGGUGUCAUGGUCGGUAUGGGUCAAAAAGAUUCAUACGUAGGUGAUGAGGCUCAAUCGAAGAGAGGUAUUCUCACCUUGAAAUAUCCAAUUGAGCACGGCAUUGUCACAAAUUGGGAUGAUAUGGAGAAGAUCUGGCAUCAUACAUUCUAUAAUGAACUUCGAGUUGCGCCCGAGGAACAUCCGGUGCUUCUUACCGAAGCUCCAUUGAAUCCAAAGGCAAACAGAGAAAAGAUGACUCAAAUCAUGUUCGAGACAUUCAAUACUCCAGCUAUGUACGUUGCCAUUCAAGCUGUACUGUCCCUGUACGCUUCCGGUCGUACUACUGGUAUUGUACUUGAUUCCGGAGAUGGUGUUACUCAUACUGUACCAAUUUAUGAAGCUAUGUACGUUGCCAUUCAAGCUGUACUGUCCCUGUACGCUUCCGGUCGUACUACUGGUAUUGUACUUGAUUCCGGAGAUGGUGUUACUCAUACUGUACCAAUUUAUGAAGGUUACGCAUUGCCACACGCAAUUUUGCGUCUGGAUUUGGCUGGGCGAGAUUUGACAGAUUACUUGAUGAAGAUCCUCACUGAGCGUGGUUACUCAUUCACGACCACGGCUGAACGUGAAAUUGUGCGUGACAUCAAAGAGAAGCUGUGCUAUGUUGCCUUAGACUUCGAGCAGGAAAUGGCAACUGCUGCAUCGUCAUCGUCCCUUGAAAAAUCUUAUGAAUUGCCUGAUGGUCAAGUGAUUACUGUAGGCAACGAACGAUUCCGAUGCCCAGAAGCUCUAUUCCAGCCAUCCUUCCUGGGUAUGGAAUCUGCUGGUAUCCAUGAAUCAACCUACAACAGCAUUAUGAAGUGUGAUAUUGAUAUCCGAAAAGAUCUAUAUGCUAAUAUUGUCUUAUCCGGUGGUACAACUAUGUACCCCGGCAUUGCUGAUCGAAUGCAAAAAGAAGUAACAGCUUUGGCACCAAGCACAAUGAAAAUCAAGAUUAUUGCACCACCUGAGCGCAAAUAUUCCGUAUGGAUUGGUGGUUCCAUCUUGGCUUCUCUAUCCACCUUUCAACAGAUGUGGAUCUCGAAGCAAGAAUACGAUGAAUCUGGUCCAUCAAUUGUACAUCGUAAAUGCUUCUAA
This is a messenger RNA of Cercopithifilaria johnstoni, 1242 nucleotides long. The record is from the annotation of a GenBank genome assembly. NCBI's taxonomy places the organism in Eukaryota, Metazoa, Nematoda, Chromadorea, Rhabditida, Onchocercidae.